AUGAAUCAUUCCAACUCGGCGACUAGUUACAGACCCUCCAGGCCUAUGUUAUGUCGUUAUUACAAUACGAAUGGAUACUGUUUUUAUGGCGAUCAGUGUCAGUUUGUCCAUGCGAAGCCUCCUUCGAACGACGUUCGUACUGGUAUGGUUAUAAGAAAAACGUUUUUUUAUUGUCUCCCAUGUAUUUGAUUUAAAACAAAUUCCCUCCUUUGCAUGCUUUCCCCUGGUUGCUGCACAACAUAAUUUGCUUUAAGUUCCCUAUGUACGCCAGGUGUCAGUUUGGUCUUUAAAACCAGUCAGCUAAAUAUCAUCCUAGCUGGUUGGAGCUCGUGAUUGGGCUUCAGUUCUAACUUUUUUAAAACGUUACAUUGCUUUUUUAAAUGUAAGGCCACUGCGAGAUACUUGUACAUCCUUUUUAGUUUGCUUGUUUAUUUAAUCCAGGCUGCUUCGUGAAGAAAAAUGGAUCUAGAUGUAUCAUUUUAUUUUGUGUGUAUUCGUUGGUGAUGCGUCCAGAUCUGUAAUGUUUAUUACAGAGUGAAUUAAGUUUACAGUUCUCUCCUUCUGUUUUUUUUUUCCUCGGGUGAUUCUCUCCUUUAAAGUAAAACAAGUAACCGUUGACAGUGUUCUUUUAAUUGUCAUUAUUUCGAAAAGAGGCAAUGAAAGGAUUUGCAUUUUAUUUAAACUUAAUGCAGAAAUGAAUAAAAUCUAUUGGUAGCAUGCAUUCAUACAGAACUGUACAUGUGUUUUCCAGUGACAAUCUGUAAUUAACGUAAGCUGCAAGCCUGCUGUAUUAUAGUAUAAGCUGAGCUGAGAUCUUCUUCAAUCUCAAUCCAGCUGACUUGAAUAAAACCCCGUUUACAUGUUAUGCCUGUGUUGCGAAAACCCAUAAAUCUUGAAAUACAUGUACCAGUUGUAUUGAAAAUNUUUUUUUUUUCCUCGGGUGAUUCUCUCCUUUAAAGUAAAACAAGUAACCGUUGACAGUGUUCUUUUAAUUGUCAUUAUUUCGAAAAGAGGCAAUGAAAGGAUUUGCAUUUUAUUUAAACUUAAUGCAGAAAUGAAUAAAAUCUAUUGGUAGCAUGCAUUCAUACAGAACUGUACAUGUGUUUUCCAGUGACAAUCUGUAAUUAACGUAAGCUGCAAGCCUGCUGUAUUAUAGUAUAAGCUGAGCUGAGAUCUUCUUCAAUCUCAAUCCAGCUGACUUGAAUAAAACCCCGUUUACAUGUUAUGCCUGUGUUGCGAAAACCCAUAAAUCUUGAAAUACAUGUACCAGUUGUAUUGAAAAUUAAUUUUUUUGGUGUACUGAUGAAUUUUACAUCUUAACUCUUUAAGCCCCAAUAGUGAUUCAAAUGCAAUUUCUCCCAACAAUAACACUGUAUGAUCAAACAGACUGGUGAUGAGAAUAAAUGAAGUGAUCACUGGUGAUGAACUGUUGUGAUGUUAGAACAAAUUCUCCCAAGCAGUACCGUAAGGAAUGUAUGAAGAACAGUGUGGAGAAGAUGUGUUGGGGCUUAGAGGGUUAAUUGCAAACUCCUUAAUGCUUAGCAUUGCUCGUUUACUCUCUCAAGGUAUUUUCCAGAGGGCCAUAGUAGAGACCAUGUUAGUUUUCAUUUAGAUGCAAUUGGCCAACAUCAGUACUAUGUGACUGCUAAUGUUAUGCCAUUCCUUGAAUAAGCACAUUGGCCAUGUUUUUAUUUUCCUUUGUUUAGAAUUUUUUUAAACAAUACUUUGUUAUCAUUUUGCUUUGUCUACAAUGAGUUGAAGACAAAGGAAAAUAGAAGUGCUGUGCAAAUUUCAAGCACAAGUAAUGUUUGAACCACAGCAUAUACUCUUGCUUAUUUCACACAAUUACAGCUACAGACAAGAACUUUAAUGUUGGAAGCAAUAAUGCAAGCUCAUUUCAUAGAAGCUCAUCACUGCCAGCAUUUAAUUCUGCUGUCAACAAUGGCCCUCUUGGUUCAAAGGGCUUGCGAGGUGAUGGAGGAUUCAAGAGCAAUGCCUUGGGAACAACAACAAAUGAUAGCUUUGUUAGUGGAAUGGGACAGUUGUCAAUAUCAACAAAUAAGGUACCUAUUAAAUAUUUUGUAACAACUCAGUUUAGCAUAAUGAAAAAUAUCAUUCAUCAUGGUUUGUGUAUGAUAGGGCUUCUUUAUCAUUGAAUGAUAAAGUGAUUAAAUGAUUUUGUCCUGCAAUAGUUUCUUCGUUCUCAAUCACAAUGUUUUGAAUGCUUUAAUUUCUGCAGGUCUUCAUCAUGCCUAAAAUGCACCAUUCGCCAAUGACCAUGUUGCUACAAAAAUAGUUAUUGAUGGCAACAUGAUAACCCCUUACCAGUGGUCUUUAUGAGGGUUUACAAUAUUUUCAGUACAAAGUCAUUUCGAUUGAAGUCGUUUUCAAUUCAAGCGUAUUCAAUCAAGUUGUCUGUAGUUUGAAGAUUUGAAGAAAUAUUUUUAGAUCCAGAAGGUGACAAGCUAUUACAGAAAAUUUAAGAACCAGGGACCAAUUUAUUAAAACUUUUACAAGUGUAAAAAAUGUAAUUUACAAGUGUAGCUAUUGUUUUAGAGUCUGAAGACAAUAGCCACACUUGUAUAUUACACGUGUAAAAGUUUUAUUAAAUUGACCCGGGAAAUAAUAUCUUCUGAGUCGUCUGUUAAGUCCAUGUAUAUGUCACAAAGAAAUUUCCACUGUGGGAUUAAAAGAUAAUGACACAGAUACAAGUGUCUGUUGUUGCAUGUGCUCCUGGAAUUAUAACAGAAAACAUGGAUCAGUACAGUGGUCUUGAGUAAAUUUGUUUAGUAGCCUGUGAACGCAGAUGUAUUUCAGGUCACUGCUUUAAUUUGUGCCACCAGAAAAGUACCGUUCGGGUGGAGAGAAGCAAUGAUUGGAAAUACAUCUGCAUUUGUAGGCUACAUAAAUAGAUGUGUCUAGGAACUCGUACCCACAGAUGCAAAUGCCAUAGCUGAAUAUUGUGAAAUGAUAUAACUCACUUAAAGUGAUUGAUAUAUGGGUACUUGUACAUUGAAUGAUAAUUAUUGUUACUAUUAUUGUCUAUCUAUGCAAAAGGAAAUGAUUUUUUAUUUCUCAUUACAGAUAGCACCUGGGUCCCUUGGAGGACACGGUUCUCCUAUGUCUCCAUCCAAGAGGGCAUUCACAUCAUCGUUAGCCCCAGGAGGGCCAGUCUCACCUCUUCAUUCUCCUAAACCAUCCCUUGGUUCACCCAAACCACAGCACAACCCACUAACAUCGCAAGCAUUUGAAUUUCUGCCUUCUGCUGCUGUGAGUACAGUUAAAUUUGUGGAGUUUGUGAUCCUGUUCAGCUUCCAUUUCUUGUAGCUCUGUUUUUUAUAUGAACCCAUUUUGCUGGAUCUUCCUAUUCCACAAUCAGCAGCUGCUUAUUACUGAAAAGUAAUAUAUUUCAACCACUCAUCAAUGAUAUUCAAAUAACUGUUGAGGCUGCACAGUCUAUCUGAAGGCUGUAACUCUGAGGGUGUACAUAAAUAAUUAAAAAAUUCUUAUUAUAAUAUUUAACGAAUAUUAUAAUUUCAAAUGCUUGCUGUAACAUCAGUGUGUUGUUUACCUAUAUUUUACUUUAGAACCAGAGCCUGCCACAGGCCCCCCUCCACAGUCAAGCCCAGGCCCCAGGCCCUCAGCAGAUGGAAUCCAUAGGUGGAACAACAUAUUUUUACACUCAGCAAGCUCAACAACAGCCUGCUGUGGUAACAAUUAUUCUUUAUUCCUGUUUUAGAGUUAUUAGGGAGCUUAAACAAUAACCAUGUUGACAGCUAUGAAAACAUUACUUGCACUGCUUCAAUGUGUUUUGCAAUUAUUCCGUCUUAUUCAGUUUGUAAAAUGUUGCCAAAUUUUUCUGUUGUUGAAUUCUAAAAGACUGUGUCACAGUUCAUGAAAAGUAAAAGAAAGUCGUUGUAUUGUGUUCACCUCCUGUGACGUAAACAAAAAAGUGUGACACACAUGCAGAGUUGUUUUUUUGCCAAGCUAAACCUGUAGUUUUCUUUUUCCGUUCUCACUGCCAUCACUACCACCAUUGCUUAAGCAAAAUACCUCAAAUUUAAGUGCUGGCUACAAUAGAGUUGACUGCCAAGUUUAUGAGUUACAAUGUAGAACAUUGUUAGUUUCACUCUCCAUCUUUCCAAAGGGCUUUUGUCCAAAAAAAAUGUCUUUUUUACACCAGUGAACAGGUUAGUAGUAGCAAACUAUGAGGGAUACAGCUACUAUGGGUAUUAAAUCUUCCUUCCCAGUUUUAGACUUGAGGAAAAUAAGGUGUGAUCCAUGCAUGAAAGUAAGUUAAUGAAAAAAUUCACCAUCAUUAUUAAUAAAUUUUCAUUUUUCUGAAUUUUUUUUCUCAGCUAUUUCCAUCAUACCAAGCAUAUGUAUCCGAACCAGCUCAUCUUGCUCAUCUCCAAAGCAGCCAAUCAAGAAACAAUGCUUUUUCCAUGUCUGGUCAGAUCAGGCAGGUUAGGUUUGACUUUUUGUGAUUGUUGUCUUGGAGUUAAUGGCUCAUAGAUCAGAGUAAUAGUAAAUUUUGAACCAAUUAUUGCAAAACCUACCUCAAGUGAACACUUGUAGAUUUUGUAGAUGUAAUGGCUCAGUGGUUCAUUUAUUUCAGAUCAGAGAAUAACAUGGGAAGAAAAAUAUAAUAUUAUUACAAUAGAUGAUUACAAAAAUAUAAUAAUUACGGUACAGACUCUAAAAUGUGUGUGGUGGUCAAAGCCGCGAAAGCUUUCUAGUUGACCACCAGUGCAUUUCGCACAUUAACAUUAACAAGAUUGUGUGUCCUGAUUUCAGGAACUGAUUCAUCAGCAUACCCUAAGCAUGGCACAGCUUGACCCAGAUGAUCAAAGUAAGUUAAUAUCUACUUUACAUUUUUAACAAUAAUGCUACAAUGUGUAUGAUAUUCAUGAAGAGGAGUCACCUCGAAAGGAAAUGAGAUCACCAUUUAAAGAAGAAGGAGAAGAAAAUGAUGACAAUGAUGAUUAGGAUGGUGGAUGAUGGUGAUGAUGACAGUGGUAGCGGUGGUGGUGGUGGUGGUUAUGAUGACGUUGAUGAUGAUGAUGAUGAUGAUGAUGAUGAUGAUGAUGAUGAUGAUGUUUUUGACGAUGAUAAUGAUUUUUUUUUUGAAGAGUGCAUUGAUGCCACUAAGAUUUCAAGUUGCCGGUUAAACACAACAACUAGGUGGGGAGUUAAAACAGCUAGGGAUUUUUUUUGGUUUUAUUUUUCUUCUGUUUUCCAAUAAAAGUUGCCGGGGGCCACUAUCAUAGCAGCCAGGGGAAAUCCCUGGCCCCUGCCUCUUAAUGACAGUUCUGACAGUGGCAGACACAUAAGUACACUGUAUGUCUAUGACCGAAAGGUUAAAUUUUUCUCGUAAAUUGUGUGCUGAUAUUGAGUUACUUUCAUUAAAAGGUGUUCCACAGGAAGUAGAUAGCUAUCAUACUUUGUGCCCUAUAGAGCCCUUGGACACUCCAACAGACCAGGUUUGUUACUUAUUGUGCUAAUUAAUAAGUCCAUACCUGAAAAAACACUUUAACCACUAAAAGUACAGCUGUUACCUUUAUUUUUUGGAAGAAUUAAAAACGUUAUUUUUAGUUAAUCAGUGUUGGGCUACAUCUUCCAGUCAAGACUUGUACUUCCUUUCCUGCAUCAAGAUAUUACAGUUCACAUUUUUGUUUUGCUUUAGUAGUAUCUUAAGUCAUAUAACAAAAUUAAAAGCUGUUUUGUUACUUAUCACUUAAGAAAGGUGCCUUGGCCGCUCCCGCACAAGCUCAUAUCUGGCUCUUGUUGGAUUCUGACUCACAAAGUUCUUGUUCAUACAUGUACAUGCUCCAUGGAUCACAAGAGUAAAACUUAGAGUGCAAAUUUGUAAGAGCUACCUAAUCAAUGAGUGUUUAAUUUCUAAAUUAUUUUUAAAAGUAAACAACCAGUGUAACAUUAUGUUAGGUUCCUUGUUUCUGAUCCUAAUGAAGUUGUCUGUAAGGCUGUUGGAAGAUUUGUAACGUUUGUUUCUUGAGGUGAACUGUUGGUAGUGAGUGCCAUUUUGUCGUUGAACUACUUUGUAACCUUGUUUUUGUUUAUUUAUUCCUUAUGCUCCGAGCUCAAUUUUUUUUCUAAGAAACCUUUUUGCAACUUGAAUGCAUAGAUUGGUUGCCAAACAUAAAAAAUCGCUGGCCAGAAAAAAAGAGAGGGACACUUUGUGCAAUAUUACAUGGAGGCUUUGAAAUAAUGAAAAUGGUCACUUAAUAAUCACAAUGAAAUUUGAUGGUACAUGCAGUGGCAUCUCAAAAGCUUUUAACCCUGACAACUGGGGAAAAAGAGACAAAUAACUAUUAUAAAGAAAAUAGAACAUAAAUAAUAUAUGAUGCGAAUGAUUACCUCACUGUAGUGUAAACAAAGACCAUGAAUGCAACUAAUAAAAAAUACAGCUUGGCUCUUGACUGCCAAAAACCAGUUUGCCAAAUUGGUAUCGUUCACAGUAAUUUUAGUCACCAAAAUAUUUUUCUCCUUGCCUUGGCGACCAAAAUGGUUGCAGUUUGGAGCACUGACCAGUACUCAGAGAGUUAUCGUACUGGCCCUGGUUGUUCAAAAGUUGGAUAACAUUAUCAACCGGAUAAAUCUCUAUCCAGUGGAUAGCGCAAUUAUUGGUUUCCCACAUACUAUCCGGUGGAUAGUGAUUUAUCCGGUGGAUAGCCCUAUCCAUCUUUUGAACAACGCGGGCCAGGUUGUAAAUGUUUUUCUUCCUUUUUUGGUAAAGGCCCAGAGGACAUUUGGUUACAUGACAACUUGUUACAAAGCCACAAAUUCUAAAGAUGGGCUUACUUAUGUCCUUCGAAGAAUUCACUGUAAGUAUAUUGACAAGAAACUCGUACAGCAUUAAAUGCAGUAAAGACAGGCGGUUCCACAACUGCUAAAACUUUCAUAAACUGGUUCCCUGUGUGACUUAAAUAUUUUAAUUAACCAGUUCAUUAUGACUUUGUAUUAUCUGUUUUUUCUUAAUGUCAUAAACAACAUGUGCAUGGUUGAUAUUUUUUUUUUACUUCCCAGAACGGCAAACACGACUUGAUUUCUAAACAUUUAUCCACAGCAGAAUCUUUGAUUUUUAGGAAAUCAGGAAUUGCCAUCUAGAAACUAAAACAAUAGGCCACUUUCGAGUUCCAAAAAACCCUCACUUUCAUAUUGAGGAGUUUUAUUUGCAUGAGAAUGAAAAAUCAUUUCCAUAUCAAAGGCUGAGCACUUAAACUCGUUUUGAUUCAGCGGCCUGGGGGAACUCGGAAAUGGUCACCUAUUGCUUGAAGAUCUCAUAGUCAAUUUGUUUUGAACAAGUUUGUUUCAGACUCAUGCUCAACUGUACAUAAAUUGCAGAAGCAGACAACCUUUUUAAGCAUUGAUUUAAUGGUUUUUUUCCUCUCUUUCAGCUUUUCGACUUGUAAAUGCAAAAUCCAUGGUCCUUGUGGAUCAGUGGAAAAAAGUCAGUCAUUCAAAUCUUGUUAGUCUCCGAGAAGUCUUUACAACAAAGGCAUUUGGAGACAACUGUAAGUACGCUAACAAGAUGCAUUUUUGCUAUGUUGUUGUUGUUUUGCAACCAGUGGAUGUUUAUAAAGAGUUUUGAAGAGUGAUAGUUUGGUCGAGAUGAUUAUGCUACAUGGCUGUAGCAAGAAAACAGGAUAUUGAUCAUUUAAUUGAACGACAUCUCACCAUUUCUGCACUUCAAAAACAUGUUGUUUUUUUUAAGCCACGGGAAUUUCAUCUUUCCCAAACCAUCCUUUAUCCUUCAAAGUUUAGUAAUUUCUAGAUCUGUGCUUCUUCAGUUUAACCAAAGUAAUAUUUCUGAUGACUUGCGCUUUGAAAAGAAAUUCCUAACUAUUCGUCGAAAUCUGGACCAACAAGUUAAUCUAGCCUUGACAGUUAAAAAAAACCUUGGCUGUUGUCAUUAUACUUGCAAAAGAACACAACAUUUUUAAUUCCACCGUUUACACAUACUAUUUAUUUAAAAAAAAUACUAGCAUCGACAUAAAAUAAAUGAUCAGGAAUGGUAAAUUUCAUCGCGGAGUCGCGUUUGCAAUUUGCACAAAUCCGUUCCAUUUACCGAAAAACGGCCGCUAUGGCCUGAAACUGGUAUCAAAGAUGGCUUUGAAGAAAUGGAACACGGAUUUCCGUUUAGGAAAUUCCGUCCACAAAACAGGACUACCUUUUCAGUUGUUCCGCUGCUUCGGCAGAUUUUCCGCGGGAACGACCCAAAAAGUCUUGUACCAUGAUCUUAUACUUUCCAAAUGGAUUUUCCGGAAACUUUUUCAAAAUGAUAAACAGUUAUUAUCUCGAAGUUUCACUUGGCAACAUCCAUUAAGUGUUUAAUGUUUCCAUUUCACAGCGCUCAUAUUUGUCUAUGACUUCCACCCGGGAGCAGAGACUCUUUUAAUGAAGCACUUUUCUGGUCCCGAUUCCAAUCUUGGUGUUGGCCCCGAUGGUUCAUUAUUAUUCCCCUCGACUUCCCGCCCCCUGGGGGUACAUAGCAGACAUAGACCGGGUCACCGUAGUCCGAUGCCUGAGCGACUUAUUUGGAGUUAUAUCAUCCAGCUGUCCUCUGCUUUAAGGACAGUUCACGCAGCUGGAUUAGCCUGUAGGGUCAUUGAUCCAUCCAAGAUCUUAUUAAUUGGAAAUUCAAGGUAA
Molecule: messenger RNA, 8670 nt
Organism: Porites evermanni
Lineage: Eukaryota; Metazoa; Cnidaria; Anthozoa; Scleractinia; Poritidae
Source: the annotation of a GenBank genome assembly